GUGACAUUGAAAACAGGAAAAAACACGUUCUCCCCUGAGUCCAUCCCUCGAUGCAACUUGUUUUUGAUUUGUGGACGACAAAAUUUAACAAAUUCGAGAGAUUUUCGUACCGGCUUUUCCAGGCAUGGAUGGUACAUAAAAAUUGUCAGUUUUGUUAGGCAGAAUAAGUCGUAGAAAGCGGGGGAAAACAGGAGCACAAGGUCGGUUAAACACGGGAACGUGGAUUGGGGAAAGUGCCCUGGAAUGGGCAGCAGAGGAGCGUGAAUGGGCCAGAAAUUGCGGAAAUAUCGGAGACGUCACCGCACCCCGCCGAACUGAAUGGCCCACGGAAGCCUCGCCGCCUCGUCCACUCCAUGUUAUGCUGAAUUGGAAAACCGUGCUAAAGAUGCUGUUCGACGUGUUGAAAAAGUUCUUCGGCUGGUGUGACGAGGGUUCGCGAAAGCGUCACGCCAGUGACUCGCUGUUCGACGACUACACCAAUGUCAACCCAAAGAAAGUGCGUCGUGAUAGCCUGAACAACCACCGUGAGAUAAUCGAGAUAGAGGACGACCCGGAGGACAUCCAGAUCUGCGACGACUCCUUCCACUCGUUGCACAACAACUCGCACAAUUCCCUGAAGAAGAGGAGCACCUGCUACACGAACCACAAGGGCCCGAACCACAUCGCCUCGAGGAACCACUUGACAAUGACAUCCUUCAAAGGAAAGAGUCGCCUGAACUCGAAGCCCCAGAUCCCGCAGAGGAUCUCAGUCCUGGACAAGAUCCACCAGCUGCGAGACAAGGCAGACUACAGUCGCCUCCUGCAGGACUGCAACCCGAGGAUCCAGGUGAUCCCAGCGACCCCAGACACUCGUCGUCGCCAGAAGCCAAUCGAGCUGAUAGACAUCGAGAGCAUGGAGCCCUCGACAUCACGCCCAGCAGAAGUCUUCUUCACUCCCCAGCUAAAAACCCCCUCUCGCUGGUACACCCCAAUGUCCCGCCUCCCCAGGUCCUCAGUGACCCGCCAGGAAAGAUCAAUCGAGGUAAUAAAACUCGACGACAACGACGACACGUCGACACCCCCACAAUCUUCCCCAAAGCCAAAACUCGAAGACGUUAAAAAGCCCCUGGUGAAUCGCGACUGCAUAGCAACGAAUUCCCUUCGAGACAGAUUAUCAGGAAAGGCUGUGAUGAAGGGGGACUUCAUUCCUCGUGUGGCCGAGCGCUACAACGAGCGCAUUGAGAAGAGGUCGAAGGAGGCAGCCGAGCUGGAGAGAAUGAGGGAAAUCCUAGCCAAACACAAUCGUCUCCAGCGUGAGUUUGCACUAGAGGAGCAGCUGGCGCGUUCCAUGAGGCUCUACGAGGCUGUCCUGGAGGAGCAGGAGGAGGAUGAGGACCAACUUCCUGAAUUGUCUUCUGAGAUGACGAGUGAAGUGCAGAGGGCACUGGUACCACGACCCCCCGAUGAGGUGCUCACCGAGGGCUUUGGCCUGAGAAUAACUCGAAAGGACAUUCACACGUUGUCUGGGCUCAAUUGGCUCAACGAUGAGGUCAUUAAUUUCUACAUGAACCUAUUGAUCGAGAGGGGCAAGGGCGAGAAGUAUCCAAAUGUCUACGCCAUGAACACCUUCUUCUACCCUAAAUUACUGUCCGGUGGGCACUCUGUCCUCAAACGGUGGACCAGGAAAGUCGAUAUCUUUGCACAGGACAUUGUGGUUGUGCCGGUGCAUCUACAAAUGCACUGGUGCAUGUCCAUCAUCGAUUUUCGAGACAAAUCAAUUCGGUAUUAUGACUCGAUGGGCGGGGAGAACCCCAAGUGCUUGAGGGCGCUCAGGAAGUAUCUCGAGGAUGAGAGUAUGGAUAAGAGGAAGAAGAGCUUUGAUACUAGUGACUGGACUGCUGAGUGUAUGAGUGAUAUUCCGCAGCAGAUGAAUGGCAGCGACUGUGGGGUUUUCUCGUGUACUUUUGCUGAAUUUAUCUGUGCUAAUAGGAGGAUAACGUUCAGUCAGGAUGAUAUGCCGUACUUCAGACAUAAAAUGGUCUAUGAGAUACUGAAGCGUAAACUUUUGUAGAUAAGUCCAUUUGUAUUUUCAAUUUUUAAUUUGGUGGGGAGGGUCGGUGGAACGUCAGGCCUCUGUCAUCUAAUUUGAGUAGAUGGGGACGAGAUCGAAUGAACUUUCGUUGAAUGGACUUUGUCAGUGGGGGCUUGGGAAUUUUCAGCCAAAUUAAUUUGAUUGGUGAAUUAAAUUAGUUUGACGAUCAGUUUCGAUGAUUGAGUUUUCAAAUUCAGGGCCAUACCAGGUGUUUUGUUGUAUUUAUGUAUUUCAAUUGAGAAACAUUGGUAUUUCUGUAAGUCGAGUACACAGACCUCUGGAGAAGAUGAAUAAACGAAAUUGUAGGUUUUUGUAUUAUCA
Diachasma alloeum is the source of this 2392-nucleotide messenger RNA. RefSeq names its product sentrin-specific protease 1. The record is from RefSeq and is a predicted model, not a curated record. NCBI's taxonomy places the organism in Eukaryota, Metazoa, Arthropoda, Insecta, Hymenoptera, Braconidae. Gene Ontology annotation, cellular component: nucleus. Gene Ontology annotation, biological process: protein desumoylation. Bases 359 to 2050 code for a protein of 563 amino acids. Gene Ontology annotation, molecular function: deSUMOylase activity. The transcript has 3 exons.